Acanthaster planci (crown-of-thorns starfish) is the source of this 4550-nucleotide messenger RNA. RefSeq lists its product as uncharacterized. NCBI's taxonomy places the organism in Eukaryota, Metazoa, Echinodermata, Asteroidea, Valvatida, Acanthasteridae. Gene Ontology annotation, molecular function: G protein-coupled receptor activity. The record is from RefSeq and is a predicted model, not a curated record. Gene Ontology annotation, cellular component: membrane. Gene Ontology annotation, biological process: cell surface receptor signaling pathway; G protein-coupled receptor signaling pathway.
UUAUACAUGUACCAAGGUCGUAAUUACUGUGGUAAAACUUUACUUUACUCAAUAAAAUGUAGGUCUAUAUUCUCUAAUUCCUUCCAAUGACAAGAACCAGAGGAAAAAUUAAAGUGGUACUGGCAAGAACGCAGACCAAGCUGCUCACUGCAUUUACCGCUUGUAUUACAGAGAAUUGGAGGGAAAAGGUAGCAUCCUUGUGUGGUGAUACAUCCUGUUAGUAUAUCUGCCUAAUGACCCCCUCUGACUAGGUGGACCCCAUCAUAAGGAUCUGUUUCAAGCAAGAACAAGGGAGAGUGUGUUUUAAAAAUGGAAUCGACAGCCCUUUUGUAGGAACUAAUAAAGUGGGGGCGCAUGUUUAUAAGCGACUGUCACCAAAAUAUCCAAACUCAUCGAAAACAGGUUCUGAAAUCCUGAAACUUCCACAAAUGGGAAGAUUUAAUUUUUUGAGGGGGGUUCAAUAACGUGACGGUGGUUGUCAAAAAUAAAAUCCCUUGAUCUCGAAAUUGCACAAGUGCUUAAAAAACUCUUUGUGGUCAGGAUUUCUGCUGUUCAAGUUCCAUAUAACGUCGUAUGACCUUCAGUUUUUGUUUCUUUCAUCAGAGUACAACCAUGAACAUGAAGUCUAUGCGUACAGGCAGUGAGCACGGCAAAUAUGCCUUUCAACCGGCGUCCCAAAUUCUGGAGAACGGUUAUAAGUCAUCAAAUAAAGAGAAACCUUUUACAUAAGUCACUACCUUGACUUCUGAAACAGUCAGGUCCUGCUUUUCCUGGGGCUGUCUUUCCACUUUUGCUGCUCGUGGUUAUUUCUAAAGGGUCUCUGUUGUAGAGGGCGUGCUGAUUCUUUCACUUCUGCUUCUGUGCUGCUAUGUCGCAGCUGUUGUUUUACAGGUGCUGCUGUGGGCUACUCCAACUAUUCUAACUGUUUUAUUUUCGACAGUCGAAUAUUUUUGUGACGUUUGGUCUCCCCUUAACAUUUGCAGGUGACAGCGCAAUUUGUCCUGAAUCAAAAACGAGAUGUUCAAAUGGCUGCCUGGAUAGGGAGGGCCCCGCACUUGACGAACCAAAAGAGCUAUGCCGAUGUGACCCACACUGCGUCAUCUACGACGACUGUUGUGAAGACUACUGGACAAAUUGCGCCAAUGACUUAUCAGAGCUUCGAUUUAAUUUGAUGCUUCACUCCAAGUAUUUUGCGUAUUUAGGCUGCAUUUCUCCCAUCUAUACUGACAUAUCUUACAACAGCUUCGUAGUAGUAGAUCGGUGCCCUCCUGGUUGGUUCAUAGGCACGACUAGAAAUCGAUGCGAGAACAUCACUCUUUCGCGGCAGGAGAAACAUCUAACUCUGUUUGUCAACGGUCCUGGGGACGUUGUCUUCAAGAACGUGUACUGCGCAAUCUGCCACGGCAUCGAGGAAGAACAACUCCAUUCUUGGGUGGCAGAGCUGUGGGAGUGCCAACCAGCUGCUGGAGAGACAGUGCCGGUCGAAGAUGGUGGCGAACCAGAUUAUAACACAUGCUCAGAGUUCCGCGUGCAUCCUCCAGCUUCCAUGCCGUACGACCCUCAUCGAUGCUACCCUGGUAUCAUUGAAAGCUGCCCGCCCAACACGACUGCCCCUGUCGAACAAAUCCAACUCUGUGAAACCCGCACCUCCCUACUGUUCGAGCGUCCAGGAGAUGCUGUCUACAAGAAUAUCCACUGCUUAAAUUGCAGUAAUGGGUCCACAGGAUCAGUCAAUGAAGAUAAUCUGGCCUGUCGGCCAUUAAGUCGACGGAUCCGAUUCGAUCCACGUCUUUCGUUCACGAUUCUCUUUGAUUUUCGACUUCGAGGGGUACACAUCGUGAAGAACACCUGGCAUGGCACCGAGAGAAUCUCCUCCUCUCCUCAGUUGUUGAGGAACUGCAGUCAAUGGCAGCUGUAUGACCCUUUCCGAGGCGUCUGCCGAGAUAUAAUGUGCACAGAUGGCCAGGCUCCUGACGAGGCAUCGGGCACCUGUUCCACAGAACAGGUGGAAGGUACAUCGAUAAGACUAGCAAAAUUUCUCAAUGACUGUCCGAAAGAUUUGAAAGCGAUAAACGGCGAGAUAUCCAAAAACAACUCAUCCCUGUGGACAGUCGAAGAUAUCAAACAGGCAGACACCAGCUCAGGCAAACGACGUCAUGUCUCUCUCAACAUCUAUACCAAUUUUGCUCGGGCUGGUCACAUUCAAAGUUCUCUCGACCUGAUUUUGUCCAACGUUACAGACCUUGUUGACCUCGCUUGUAAUGCUUCAUCACUGGUUCUUGUAGCGUCAAAUCAGCCCCCAAACCCACCAAAGGGAAUCUGUGAGGGUUAUCGACUGGGCAACAUCAGCUUCGCAGACAUAUUUUUCCUAGACGGUGCUUUCAACGUCAACAUCAGUGGAUUCGUUUACGAUCAACACGAGUUCAUGCAUGAAACAGAGUAUGUCUUUGAUGUCGGCGAGGCCAUUGUUACCAAGCGAGAGUCAGUUACUCUUUGCAAUCCCUUGGUGGGAGAUCGUGGCUGCUCUCCGAUCACGUUGUAUCCGGAAGAUUUCUAUCGAUCCAUCGAUGGAGGUGCACUCACUGAGAAAGAUGGGGGUCUUUUGUUUAUUGCAGGCAGUUACUGGCUUUUACCAGACGGCACAGCUCGAGUGUGUCGAGUAGAAUGGUUCCACGCUCUGGCCUACGUCAGUUACGUAGGCAGUUCGUGCUCUGUUACUGGUCUUGCCCUUGCCCUUUUGACGUAUAUUACGUUCCCAAGUCUGCGCAAUACACCCGGUAAAAUCGUUAUGAACCUCAUGGGAGCUCUGUUCGUCUCUCAGGUAUUUCUAAUGUUCGUUGCGGAUCCCCAAUCUUGGCUCUGCGAACUCCGAGGCGCAAUGCUGCAUUUCUCGUGGCUGGCUGUCUUCUCCUGGAUGAGCGUCUUGGCGUGUGACUUGGCUUACAACCUCAAUUUCAAUUUGAGGCCGGCUCAACAAGCUCGACAGGGUAGAUUGCAGGACUGGAAGGUACUCAAACUGUCGAUUUUUGCUUGGGGCUUACCGGCAGCCAUCGUAUUCUCGUGCCUUAUGGCGACAAGGUUCAAUAGAAGUUCGUCAAUCUGGUUCCAGUACGGGGGCAAGACAUGCUGGAUCGUGGGAACAUUUCAAUCUGUCCUGGCAUUUGGUUGUCCAGUCACUUUGGCAAUCACUCUAAAUUUUGCCAUGUUUGGUCACUUGAUGCACAGAAUGAUUGCGAAUAAUCGAAGACUUGCUGCAUUACGAGUGGGACAACAAACCAAGACAACCAUUCUGCUGUGCUUAAAGGUAAAAGUAUAAUAAAGUGUAAUAGUAUAAUCCAUUUCAAUUAAAUAUUACCCUUAAUAGUCGAACAAACAUGCUUUGAGGCCCCAAGUGGAAAAUGUUUCAAAGAGCUGAAUGUUACUUUCAUUAUUGUGUCCCACCCAAAUAUCAUGGGUCUCGCAAGCGUUUGUCUGAGCAUACAGCAACUGAUUCCCUAACCGGAAUUAGAAGCCAUUUCCUUGGUGGAACUCUGUUUCUGCGGCGGGUGGUACGCGCUCUGGUCUAUAUUCCUGUUCGACCACUAGGGGUGGGACACCUUCACUGUAAAAUAAUACUGUUAAAUUAGUAGUAUUAUACCGUGUUGUUUCUACAGUUAGUCAGGCUACUGUCCAAUAAAUAACAGCGAUUUACCGUAAGAUAAAUUUCUGUAAAUCAUUAACAGUAUUCUACUGGCGCCCGUGCUGCCAGUAAAGUACUGUGAAAAAUUACAGUUUUGCCAAACAUAUACAACACGUAUACCUUAUUCAACGGUAAGGCAACCCCCCCUUUUUUACAAGUAAUACUUCAUAGGUAAGUAAGAAACAAAGUAAACGGUAUACUUAUUUUAAGAUAUCAGGAUCAAAAUCCUCAGAAAACAACACCACGAAAUAAAAGCCAGAUCGUAGACCGGCUCGUGAUAUUUUUCUCCCCUACGCCAUGUAGAAGCCUGACGCCGCAUUUGCUUAUGAAUCCCCCGCGAUACCAAAAGCUGGACACGUCGCUGGUCAUAAAAAUAGAUAAAUGGACGGGUAUGUUUGCCGCACCAAGCAUCUUAGAGUCUCCCACUUUGUAAUGUUCUUUUUUUCCCCGACAGAUUGGCACAGUUACUGGAGUAUCGUGGAUAUUUUUCGUUCUGGCCAACGCUGUCCGAGAGCCAGCGCUGUGGUAUAUCUCGGUCGUCACUAACUCCUUGCAAGGCGCCCUCAUUGCUGCAAUCUUCCUUCUCAAGGCCAGCGUCAGGGCGCUCUGGAGGGUUAGGCUGGUGCACACCUGCGCACGCAUGCGUUACAGUUGCUGUUGCCUCUGUCGACGAGCGACCACUUCAAAGAAAGCCUCCAGCGACGUUCGUGAAGUUUGUCCAGCCCCAGUGAAUUUGGGCCAAAGGUGCACGUCUGCACAAGAGGAAGAACAACUGCCAAAACAACAACCAACCGCUUUGGCAACCAAUCAAAUUCAAGAACAGCAACCUAAAACACCACCACCGUAAAGAGAAAAAAACAGCAACAGCAGC